This is a messenger RNA of Aspergillus fischeri NRRL 181, 1062 nucleotides long. RefSeq lists its product as uncharacterized. Lineage: Eukaryota; Fungi; Ascomycota; Eurotiomycetes; Eurotiales; Aspergillaceae. The coding region runs from base 1 to 1062 and encodes 353 amino acids. The transcript has a single exon. The record is from RefSeq and is a predicted model, not a curated record.
AUGUUCACGAGUCGGGCAGAGCUCCUGGAUAAAAACGAGACGACCGCUCAGCAUGAGCGUUCUCAGCGUGAGGAAGCUGAGAAAGUGGAGCGCGACAGAAGGAAUACACAUCCAAGAGAAGGGGGGUUGUUCCGGGGUACAUUCAAUAAGCCAAUCCGUCAGGCGCCCAUCAUCGAUGUUGAAGAUAAUGUCAUUCGCUGUCCACGCUGUUCCUGGGAACUUGAAGAUGAUGCCGGCUGCGCACAAUGUGGAUACCUUCGGGAUGAUCAAUCAGUAUCGGACGCUUCCGAUUCGGUGACGGGUUGGACCGAAGAGGACGAGAACUCUGAGAUGACUGAUUACUACGAUGACGAAGUUGAAGUCGGGUUUGGCGGUGGCUACCGCAAUGGCUGGGAUCUCGAUCAACUUUUCCACCAUUUAACUCCCGCGCUCCGGGACCAAAUUCAACGCCUCCCUUCCGUCGACUCAGCAAGCCUUGACUACUCGGAGAUCGACGACUAUGAUGACGCGGAUGAGGAUGCCGACAUGGAUUCUUUUAUUGAUGAUGACGACGAACAUACCGGCCGCGAUUAUGUCUCUGAUUCAGAUAUAUCUACCGUCGUCGGUGGUCCGGACCGCAAUGGAGCGCACUACGACGUGUCACAGUUGGACACUGACGCUUCAAUGACACACACUAGUGAUGAUGAGGAUGGCUUGAACGACCUUACGCCAACUGGAUCCAGCGUCCUGGACCACGACGAGCAAGAUGGACAUGACGACGACGACGAUGAUGACGAUGAUGAGCCUGUACGGCCGCCCGUCAACGCGAACCGCCGUCGUCCCGAACCCUCGUACGAUGAAGUAGUGAUAUCAGUGAGACAUGGGUCGUCAUCCCCGCGUGUUUUUACCUCGAGGACUUCCCACUUGGCUCGUCGCGGCACCUCAUCUCAUGGGAAUCAAGCGUCUACUGCGGGAUCAUCGGCCUAUAAUGCGAUUAGCGUCGAAGAUGAUUCCGACGAGGGCCCCGUUGGACCGUCACGGCGGGCACGAAACAGAAGAGGUUGCAGGGUCCAUGCCUACUGA